UGUGGGGGAACAGACCUGCACUGACCCCCCUCUGUGCCCAGCCGGGGGGACUUUCUCCGGGGGCUGGAACCAGCCCGUGGGGCAGCCCCGGGCUCUGCCGACACCAGCCCCUGAGCCGGAGCCUGCAGAUCUCUCCGAUGGAGCCAGGGGAGGAGCUGGGCCCCUUGGAUGAAGAGGAAGGGGAGAUCCUGAGAGGACCCUGCGCAGCAGAGGAUAGGAUAGUGAAGAUAAAGGAGGAGAAUUGCCUGCGGGAAGCGGAAGCAGAUGGGAGGCUAUUGGGAAGAUCCGAAGGGAGCAUUUCUCCAAGUCCCGAGAAGGUGACUACCUACGAGAGUCAAUGCAGUUCAAAAGAUCUGGGGAAAAUUCCCGUAGAGGGGUCAUAUGGUAAAGCCAGUACCACAGGCAGAGCUCUCAGGAAAUCUAAAAGUAUAAAAGUCCAUCAGAGAAUCCACAUGGGAGAGAAACCCUAUAACUGUCUUGAGUGUGGGAAAAUCUUCAAUCGAAGGUCAUUUCUUAUUACGCAUCAGAGAAUUCACACUGGAGAGAAGCCCUAUAAAUGCCCCGAAUGUGGGAAAAGCUUCACUGUGAGAUCAACCCUUAUUAAACAUAAAAGAAUCCACACAGGAGAGAAACCCUAUAAGUGCCCCGACUGCGGGAAAAGCUUCCGUCUGAGCUCGACCCUUUGUACCCAUCGGAAAAUCCAUACAGGAGAGAAACCCUAUGAGUGCCUCAAAUGUGGGAAAAAAUUCCGAGUGAGCUCUUAUCUUCUUGCACACGAGGCCACCCACAUGGUGGACAACCCUUACAAAUGCCCCGACUGUGGGAAAAACUUUAGUGUGAGUAGAGACCUCCUUGUGCAUCAGAGAAUCCACACGGGAGAGAGACCCUUUAAGUGCCCUGUGUGUGGGAAAAGCUUCAAUCGGAGAUCGAUCCUGAUUGUACAUCAGAGAGUCCACACUGGAGAGAAGCCCUAUAAAUGCCCUGACUGCGGGAAAAGCUUCAGUGUGAGCUCAGACCUCACAGCACAUCAGAGAAUCCACACAGGAGAAAAGCCCUAUAAAUGCUUUGAUUGCGGGAAUAGCUUUCGUCUGAGCUCCCACCUUACCAGACAUCAGAGGAGCCAUACUGGAGAGAGACCCUAUAAAUGCCUGGUCUGUGGGGAAAGCUUCAGUGACUGCUCAGGCCUUAUUAAACAUAAGAGAAUGCACACUGGAGAGAAACGAAGGCCAGCGCCUGUUGCACAUCAGGGAACUAACACGGCAGCAGCACCUUAUAAAUGCCCUGACUGUGGGAAAAACUUUAGUUUGAAUUCAGCCCUUGUUAAACACCAGAGAAUCCACACAGGAGAGAAACCCUAUAAGUGCCCCGAGUGCGGGAAAAGUUUCAGUCAUUGCUCAGCCCUUAUGAAACAUCAGAGAAUCCAUACAGGAGAGAAACCCUUUAAAUGCCUGGACUGCGGGAAAAGGUACAAUGACAGCUCAACCCUCCGGAGACACCGGCGAAUCCACUCAGAAGACAGGCCCUAUAAAUGCCCUGACUGUGGGGAACGAUUCAGUGUGACCUCAGGCCUUAUUAGACACCAGAAAAGCCACACUGAGGAGAGACCUUUUAAAUGUAGUGAGUGCGGGAAAAGCUUCCAGUCAAACUCACUUCUUAAAACACAUCAGAGGAUCCAUACGGGAGAAAAACCCUAUAAAUGCCCCGAGUGUGGGAAAAGCUUCCGUCAGAGCUCCCACCUCAUAAGGCAUCAGAAAAUCCACACGGGAAGGAAACAUUUCAUGUCUGGAUUCUCUUCCCCAGCAGGUGAUGGGAUGGUGAGUGAGAACCAGGAAGAGAAUCCACAGCAGGAAGGUCCUGAGCAAGUGGGACCAUGUGGGACAGUAUUGGGAAGAUCCAAAGGGGACGUUUCCUUGAGUCCUGAGCAAGAAGAAGGCCGUGAGACUCAGCGCAGGUCAGAGAGGCAGAAGAGCAACCAGCAAAGGAAGAGACAGGAUGAAUCCACUUGCCAAGCGAGAAGUUUGGAGGAUCCUAGUGAAAUCAUGGUCCAACAACGAGUCCAUAUGAAAGAGAAACUGUAUAACUGCCCUGAGUGUGGGAAAAGCUUUGCUCAGAUAUCAAACCUCCUGGUACAUCAGAGAAUCCAUACGAGGGAGAGGCCCUAUAAAUGCCCUGACUGCGGGGAAAGCUUCACGAGGAACUCAGACAUUAUUUCCCAUCGCUCAGUCCACACAGGAGACAGGCCCUAUAGCUGCCUUGAGUGUGGAAAAUGUUUUGCUAAUUUCUCAUCCCUUAUUUCACAUAGACGAAUCCACACGGGGGAGAGACCCUAUACGUGCCCCGACUGCGGGAAGAGCUUCAAGCGGAGCUCAGACCUUAGUAAACAUCGGAGACUCCACACAGGAGAGACGCCCUAUAAAUGCCCUGAGUGUGGGAAAAGUUUCACUCAAAGCUCAAACCUGGUUUCGCACCAGAGAAUCCACACAGGAGAGACACCCUAUAAAUGCCCCGAGUGUGGGAAAAGCUUCAAACAAAGAUUCAGCCUCAUCGUACAUCAGAGAAUCCACAUCGGAGAGAGAUCCUAUAAAUGCCCCGACUGCGGGAAAAGGUUUAGUAACAGCUCCCAACUUAUUAGACAUCGACGAAUCCACACAGGAGAGAAGCCCUAUAACUGCUCUGAAUGUGGGAAAAGCUUCAGUCAGAGCUGGGGAGUUCUUAGACAUCAGAGAAUCCAUUCAGCAGAGACACCCUAUAAAUGUUCUGUCUGUGGGAAAAGCUACAAGGGGAAGGAUUCGCUGAAGUCCCAUCAGAAAGUGCACACACCCGAGCUGUUUGAAGUUGUUGCUGCCUCCAUUGUGAGCCGGGAGCCCGGGCUGAGCCGCUGCUGCUCCCCAGCGGGGUGUGUUCGGGGAGAGACCUGCAUUAACCCCCCCCCCCCUCUGCGCCCAGCCGGGGGCACUUUCUGCGGGGGCUGGAACCAGCCCCUGGGACAGGCCCGGGCUCUGCCGACACCAGCCCCUGAGCCGGAGCCUGCAGAUUUUCCAAUUCCCAAGCCCAACAUGAUCUCCUGGAGGAAACGGAGAAAAGAGCUGUGGGUCCCAGACUUUCAGAACUCUGAGGAAAGUGUGACCCUGAGGAACACCCUCACAGGGACUGACUCCUGUCUGGAUUCUCUCUCUUGCCCAGCAGGUGAUGGGAUGAUGAGUAAGAUUAAGGAGGAAAAUCCUCAGCAGGAAGGUCCUGAGGAAGUGGAACCACACGGGACGCUAUUGGGAAGAUCCAAAGGAAAUGUUUCCCAGAGACCCAAGCAAGGAGAAGCCUGUGGGAGUCAGCGCAAGUCAGAAAGGCAGAAGGGAAACCAGACAAAGAAGAGACGGGCUGAAUCCACUCAUCCAGGAGGAGGUUUGGAGGAUCCUAAAGAGACCAUGAUCCAGCCGAAGAUCCACAUUAAAAAGAAAUCGUAUAACUGCCCUGAGUGUGGGAAAAGCUUCACUCAGACAUCAAAUCUUAUUAUACAUGAGAGAAUCCACACAGGGCAGAGACCCUAUAAAUGCCUUGAGUGUGGGAAAAGCUUCAGACAGAAAUCAGACCUCAGUAAACAUCAGCGAAUCCACACGGGAGAGACCCCUUAUAAAUGCCCCGACUGCGGGAAAAGCUUUAAGCAAAGAUUCAGCCUCAUCGUACAUCACCGAAGUCACACUGGAGAGACCCCUUAUAAAUGCAAUGACUGCGGGAAAGGCUUCACCCAGAGCACCAACCUGGUUUCGCACCAGAGGAUCCACACGGGAGAGACACCCUAUAAAUGCGCCGACUGUGGGAAGAGCUUCAAGCAAAGAUUCAGCCUCAUCGUACACCAGAGAAACCACACUGGAGAGAGAGCCUAUAAAUGCGCAGACUGCGGGAAAAGCUUCAAGCAGAGCUCAGAGCUCAUUUCGCACCAGAGAAUCCACGUGGGAGAGAGGCCCUUCAAAUGCACGGAGUGUGGGAAAAACUUCAGUCAGAGCUCAGGCCUGAUUAGACAUCGGAGAACCCACACGGGAGAGAAACCCUACAAGUGCAUCGAUUGUGGGAAAGGCUUCAGUCAGAGCUCGGGACUUAUUAGGCAUCGGAGAACCCACACAGGGCAGAAACCCUAUGACUGCCCUGAGUGCGGGAAAAGCUUCACUCAGAGCUCAGCCCUUAUCGUACAUCAGAGAGUCCACACAGGAGAGGCACCCUAUCGAUGUUCUGUCUGUGGGAAAAGCUACAAGGUGAAGGACUCCCUCAUUUCCCACCAGAAACUCCACACAGGAUAGGAGGCAAAGGGAGCCCUCACAGCGGGGCAAUGUGUUUGUGCCCUCCUGAAGCAAAGUAUAAACUUGCUUCCUUUGAGGAUAGUCUUGGGAGAGGAGCAAGGUGGGAGGGGGUGGAGCAUAGGCACCAACUCCAUGGGUACUCCAGGGCUGGAGCACCCACGGAAAAAAAAU
This is a messenger RNA of Trachemys scripta elegans, 4463 nucleotides long. Its product is annotated as zinc finger protein 850-like. The transcript is spliced from 7 exons. Gene Ontology annotation, molecular function: DNA-binding transcription factor activity, RNA polymerase II-specific; RNA polymerase II cis-regulatory region sequence-specific DNA binding. The record is from RefSeq and is a predicted model, not a curated record. Bases 138 to 4292 code for a protein of 1384 amino acids. NCBI's taxonomy places the organism in Eukaryota, Metazoa, Chordata, Testudines, Emydidae. Gene Ontology annotation, biological process: regulation of transcription by RNA polymerase II.